AGCAACAAGAAGGAAGAGCAAUGGCGACACUGGAUCGCAAACUGCCCACUAUAGAUGCGCUCCUGUACAAACCCUGGUCCACCUUUAUCGACGCAGCUAAAUUACACUGCUCUGACAGUAAGAACCCGACACGAUACACAUUCUUUUCCAUGCCGAGACAUUGAAGUUGUGCACAAAUGCUGAGAAAUUGAGAGUGGCCACUGGUGUCCUCCAUGCUAUUCUCUUUUUCGAAAUAAAUAUACAGACAUUUACAUUUAAGAGAUACAUAGAGAGGCCCAGUGUUUGUUAUUUUUUUUGUUUUGUUGUUGUUGCAAGUAUUGCAGUAUUGCUGUGUUUCCUGUCAGGCUUAGUGUUUCUUUGUUAUUUAUUGCUCGUGACAGCUGCCCAGUGCACUACAGUUCAGACAGUACAGAUUAGAUAGAAUACUCGUGCUGGUACCGACUCUCUCAUUCCGCCAGCAUGUGGGCCAGGUACAUAUAUAGAUUUAGAAGAGAUUGGAAAGGAGUGUGGAAAAGGCAGGGAGGUGGUGAGACUUAAUAGAGAAGAUAUGUUCAUAUUUGGCCAUUCUCCCGCUCAUGACGAAUUUUAUCUGGUUGUCUGCAAUAUCUGCAAUCAAUUAUUAAAACCACAGAUUUUCCAGUCACACUGCGAACAAAGACACAGUUCCAGGUGUAAACUCUCUCCAUCACCAGCUUCAGCCCCCUUUAACUCUAGAACAUCAGUGGUUCAAAUGAAACCCAAAACCUGUAUCGGCCAUAACACCUUCAGCAGCAACUCAAAGCCGUUAAGAAUGCCCAAAGACAAUCUAUGUACCUCCAUUAAUAAACAGCAGCACACAGGGUUUCCUUCGAGGGAUACACCACGUGUCCCUGUCCCUGUCCCAGUAGUCAGCCUUGAGAAGAUUCCUAACCUGGUGAAGGCAGAUGGUGCCAAUAUAAAAAUGAAUUCCACCUCCACUUCCUCUGCCUCCUCAUCCACCACAUGUUCUUCAGCUUUGGUUAAACCUGCUUUGACAUCAACAGCAUCAAAGCCUGUCCCACCAUCACCAGAGAAGAUUCUGAACGGCAAAGGAAUCAUAACCCCUUCAUUGUUAGACAAGAAACACCAAAAUGGCACCAAAAGCAGUUAUAAGCCUAACAAAAGACUUUCUGAAAGAGAAUUUGAUCCCAACAAGUACUGUGGAGUAUUGAAUCCUGAAACCAAGAAACCAUGUACAAGGUCCCUUACUUGCAAGACUCACUCACUCAAUCACCGACGAGCAGUCCAGGGACGAAAGAAACGGUUUGACAUACUCCUGGCAGAACACAAAGCGCGGACAAGAGAGAAAGAGGCUGUAAAAGACAUAGAACCUCAGGGUGGCAGGGAAACCAGCCAAUCUGCACAAUCACAAGAGCAUGUUGCAGGAUCAAUAGGGAACUCUGGUCUUGAGAACAAAGUAAGAUCAUCAACAAAGUCCAGACCCUCCAAUUCAUAUCUUUCUAGGCCAUCCUCCGUCAAGAGUGUAAAUGGCCUCAGUUCUUCAGCGUGUGGUGGGUUGGUCCAUGGUCACAUUGUAUCAGCUGUCAGAGGAGAUGUGGGAAGCAGGCUUUCAAGUGAUGAGGGAGAACUAGACGGUGCUGAAGAGUCAGACAGACUAGACUGUCACUACUCCAGGCACCACCCCAGGCCCCUGGGAUUUUGCACUUUUGGGACCCGCGCGAUGGGAAGGGGCUACUAUGUAUUUGACAGACGAUGGGACCAGUUCCGCUUUGCACUUAAUUCUAUGGUAGAAAAACAUCUGAAUUCACAAAUGUGGAAGAAGAUUCCACCUGCAGCUGACAGCCCCAUGCCAGCACAUACCACUGCAUCCUUUCCGGUUCUACAGUCCUUCAACAGUGCCAGUGCGGUCAAUCUUUCUUCCUCAGCUGUCUGUUCGAGCACCACGCCCUCUUAUGUCAUGAACUCCCCUGUAUUGUCACCAGCAGCCGUUGUAAACACAUCAGACAGAAAUCCUAUCAUGUCAUACACCACAGCCUUUCCCCAUCGGGGUGCAGCUUUCAGCAUCAUGGGCCCUCCAUUCAAGGCGCCUUCGCUCAUGUCCCCAGUACCUGCUGUUGUACCUGCCCCAUCACACUUCAAACAAUCUAGAACUAAAAGCAGCAAAUCCUUGAAGAUCAGCUAUUCCUUGGGUAACAAGAAGAAGAAAUCUGCAAAUUCUUCCACUCCUUCACCUUUGCUAACAACUUCUGUCACUGGGUCACACAAGAGGAAGUGUGUUUCUGCACUGAACUAUCAGAUCUCUUGCUACAAUAGUAUUUCAGUGCACAAUAGCCACAAUGGGACAAACCCACUUCGUGCCAAAUCUGAGCCCUCAGGACGAACUUCUUUGUCUGGCAGCUCAGCAGACUCUAUCAAACACAUGAGCAUGGUUGUAAGCAGUAUUGACCCUAAUCUAUCUGUAUCUUCUCUGAUGCACCACUCUAGGGACCACACUCUGUCAACACACAAUGCACUGUCUUCAGUCCCCCUUUCCUUCAACAAAUCAGAAGGAAAAAAGCGAAAGAACUCCAGCAAAUCUAUUAAAAUUACCAAAUUGCCUGGUAUGAACAGUGUUCACAGAAAGAGGACUGCAGUCCUUUUGUCUGUAGUGCCUGAAUCUCCGAACAGUUCUGUCCCUUGGCAGGUAAGGAAAUAUCUUAUCUGAUCAUUUCUGUUGUGUGCCAGUGAUGUUUUACAAGGAACUUCUGCACAAUACCACUCAUCCAGAUCAGUAUUUAAACAAGCAAUUUUGCAACCUUUUCAAAAUACAUCAAUUGAUUUCAGGGAACAAAAAAAGCCUACAGAAACACUUAUCAAAUUACACACAGCCUCUCAAAUUCAAGUAGUUACAGUAUACAAAGAGCACAGAAACCAGAAAAACAAUUUACACUUUGUCACAAAACAUUGUGUUUAACAAGAUCCAUUUUAAUGGACUAUCAAACCCAGUUGAGGAACUAUACUGUGGAAGAACAGAUGCCCUGAAUAAAAUCCAGAAAUCCAAUCCAAAAUAGUCUUCUAUUUAAUCAAAAGGACCACCUUUGACACUCUUCAGUAUGUGCAAUUUUAUGAACAGCAUUACCUAAUCCUGUCAUUAUUACUGCACACUGCAUAAGCAAUUGUAGGCUAGAUCUGCCUUAAGUAUCUCACUUUAUUACUAGGUAGCUGAGAGGUAUAGAAGAUGAUCUGGUUGAGUGAAAGCACGGGGUGGGGGUUCUCUAUAAAGGUGUAUCUUGUGAGACACAUUUCAAAGUGAAGAAAAUGUUCGACUACACAAUAAUAAAUGGGGUAGUUAAAGUUACUGAUGCCAUUAGUGUAGGAAAAUGGCUUUUAAAAACACAGGGACUAAACAUUUUAACAUUAAUAUCAAAUUAAUGAAAAACUUUGUUUUACAUAUUUAGUAGAUCAAAUAUUCAUUAAAAUCAGUAAUACACUUACUUAUUAGAUUUUAGGUUUCAGGAACAAACUUCUAGGGCAUAAGUAAUCACACCCGUACAUUUUAACUUUAUUAAAGUUUGAGGGAGAGAAUUGACUUGUAUUCAUCACACCUUCUACACACAUACAAGCAUUUUGUUUUUUUUUCAGUAGAUGAUUUUCAACUGCUCCUCUUGUUCAAAACUGCGUGUAGCCUAGGCUUUGGACCAAGAAACUGAAUGUUUUCCACCCCAGCAUUAAAGCAUUUUAUCAAAAACAACAUGUGCAUCCUAUUCAUAGUAGUUAUAUUGAAAUUAAUAGAGGGUGUCAAAACAUAUAGGCACAAAGUGAUUUCAGGUCACUACCAUGCUCCUCAUGAGCGAUUGCUUGUCACAACUUACUGAAUAAUUACAGCAAAAGUGGGCCAGAGAUUGAAAAGAUAGGAAAUUAGUGACCUACUGGUACCAGCAGGAUUCAUCACAGUAGCCUGAAAGUUUGAUACAUUGACAUUUUAACCACAUUUUCCAUUUUUUUUGUAGAGCCAUUAGUUUUAUCUGGUAGUAUUUGCAUAUUGUGGAGCAGCAGUGUGGAGUAGCGGGCAGCAGUGUGGUGUAGUGGUUAGGGCUCUGGACUCUGGACCGAAGGGUCGUGGGUUCAGUCCCCGGUGGGGGACACUGCUGCUGUACCCUUGAGCAAGGUACUUUACCAAGAUUGCUCCAGUAAUAACCCAACUGUAUAAAUGGGUAAUUGUAUGUAAAAAUAAUGUGAUAUCUUGUAACAAUUUUAAGUCGCCCUGGAUAAGGGCGUCUGCUAAGAAAUAAAUAAUAAUAAUAUUAAUAUUAAUAGAUAUGUCCACAAACACAGUAGAAACAACAAUUUGCUUUGCCCAAAAUGUAAUUUGUAGUGCAUUUUAUUUAUUUAUUUUCAGAAAAAGGUACAUCACUGAAGAUGUUACUACAAAUGGUCAGAAGUAAUUGCUGACAAGAAACAACAUGUCUGGGCUGGUUGUGGUUCAUCUUGGAGAUGUGAAUGCUGAAUCACACAUGACUAGUACUUCUGCAAGGAAAACACUUCAAACCAGCCUCUUAUGUUCACCGGUCAGAGGUCUUUGUUACACAUUUUAUUACUGCAGCUACUUGCUGGUUUAGUUUUAAAAUGGUCUCUCUAGUCUGUUACUAGACAAUGUAAUCAGUAUUUUGUUUACAGUACUACAUUUUGAAGUGUCCAAACUCUUGAUGCUGGAAUGUGUUCCCUGUUUUAGUGCUUGACAUAUUUAUAGAUAACACUUCAAAGCUGCAAAAUCAAUUUUCAGUGACAGUUACUUUCAAAAUAAAAUUUAGCAAGUUUACAUCUUUACUGAUGUAGUUGCAUACUUUUUUUUCUGAAGUUUAAUUUUAGUUUUGGUAGCUUCUGUUUCAAAAACUGGUGAGGAUUUAGAAGAAGGAUCUUGCAGCAUACUUUUAAUAAUAUUGUUUGAAUGCCUAUAGUAUUGUUAUUUUAUAUAGGCCUAUCAUUAACAUUAAUAUUUGUGAUAUUAAACAGUGAGGAUUGGAUAGGCAACAGCACCUGUGCAAAGGAGCUUAUCUUCAUUUGUACAAUGUUAAAAGUGCACUUAUCUGCAGGUUUCUUUACAUCUCAAAAGAAACAGGCAGUAAAGGAAAGACAGUUUGACUGCUUAUUUUAAAGGCUGGAAUUAAAAUGUUUACAGUUCAGAGAAAAAUCUAAACUAACGUUUCAAAAAUUAGAUUAUCCCUUUAUGUAAAAUUGUAUAUUGUUAUCUUGUAGUAAUUUAUAUUGUACUUUAUUAAUGUGGUAACUGACAAUUAAUUUGAGAUGAAAAUGAGAGUAUUAUUAUUAUUAUUUUUAUUAUUAUUAUUAUUAUUUGUAUUGUGCAGGCUGAAAAAAGUGUACAUAUCUUUCUUAUUUUUGCACAGUUUUAAUUGUAUAUUUAUUUCUGAUUUUGUAAAAAAAAAAAAAAAAAAAAAACUACAGGAGGUCAGGGAUAUUUUCCCCAGUAAAUACAGAAAGGAAAUAUAAACAUAAUCUAAAUUUGUUUGCUAGAAGCUAGAACCAGUUAAGUUAUUAAAUCAUUUUGUAACAAUAUUCCUAAAAACUAAAAUAUUUUCACAACAAAAAGUGAAUUCAUGGCUACUUUAGUUCAAACUAGUGCACGUAUGCAAGCUGUCAAUAUUUAUUCAUCAAUUUAUGAUAGCAACAAUUCCAUUUUUUAGAUUAAUUGUCACAUUCUUGAUAUCCAAAAUAUAAUUCUUGAUAUCAAAAUUUUUAGUUUUUGAUGUCAACAGUUCGAAUUUUUGAUAUAAAAAAUGCAUACUAAUUUUUGUACUAUGUACCACAUGCUAGUGCGAGCAAUCUAUAGGAAAUGCACUUCUGUCGGAUGAGCCCUAGAACUACAAUCUGCAGGACAGCGGUAACCGUAGCAAAUUUUCAGCUUUGAAAACACCUGCGCCUUAAUACCCCAGGCACUGUUGUCAAGAUGUAUCUCCCUAUCAGCCAUGAUGUACUAAAGGUCUGCCUAGCUCUUUCAAAUCACCCACAAUGAAGCUAAAUCAAGUGAAGUACAGACUUUUUAUAUCAAAUAUUCAAAUGGUUGAUCUCAAGAAUUCUGUUUUUGAUAUUAAGAAUUCUAUUUUUGUAUCAAAAUAAAAUGUACUAUUUUUGAUAUCAAGAAUUCUAUUUUUGAGGAAAAAAAAAUAUUUAAAAUGUUAUUACUGAUAUAAGACAGAACUGUUGCUAUCAGAAAUUGAGGAUUACAUGUUAAAAUGGUUUUUACUCCAAGCAGGUUCUAAUGUAGUUAAUUGAAGCUGUUAAGAUGCACUUAACAUCCUGUGUGUAAAUGGUUAACCUUGUAGAUGGAGCCUGGAUAAUAAUGCUUUGUGGUUCAUAAUUGUAUUAAAUAUAUAUGCAAUGUGAUACAUACAGUACAAACCAAUUAGUAUACCAAGCCAAAAUAGAACCUCAUUGCCCAAUUCUGAAAGUUUAAAAGUUGUUUUUCAUUGAAAUGCCAUCAUCAAAGUGCUUGUUUCUAAACUGCUCUGAGCUGUAAUCCCGUCAUGUGCUGGCCUUUUACUGGCACUCCAUUCCUGCAGUAGGUUUUCAGACUGAGUGUGCUGUUAUGUUUUAUCUGGCCUUUUGAAAUUCUGACUAAGUAUUUGAAUGUCUUUUAUCUGCAAGUUUUUAAAUAGUCUAUUGCCUUUUUCUUAGUGCUUAUUUAUGUACCAGGAAUGUUUUGCCAUUUUUAAACAUUGAUUACUUGUGUGUUUUAUAAAAAAAAAAAAAAAAAAAAGAAGAAAAAGUAAUAAUGCGAGUUGACAUUUUAGCUGUGUGUGUCUUACGAACUUCCAACUGAGAUUUUUCUUGUCCAGGUAAAAGUGAUAAACACUUUCGUAACUGUAUGCAACUUUCUUCUUUGGAAACAUAACCCUUUUUGGAUAGUGUCUCAGGCCAUAAGUAUUUAAAAGACAACCCAAGUUAAAACAAACAAAAACGUGAUUUCAGCAUUUGGUAUGUGAUGUGUUUGUAUUUCAGCUUGAGAUCCUAAUGAAGACUGUAUUGAAUAUGACCAUUCCUAUCUACUACACUACAGUAUAUAAUGGUUUAAUGAGGUUUAAACUACCGUAUUCCUUUGAAUUUAAGAUGUCUUCGAAUUUGACACAGCCCAAAUUCCCCACCCUCAAUUUGAGGAAAAAAUAAAACAUCAAAUAAAUAUGCUUUUACAAAGAUGCAACCUCAAUGACGCAUAGUUUGCGGCCAUCUGCUAUCACACAGAACAUUACAGUUAUGUGCUGCUUCUCAUUUCCAGUCGUGAUUUCUCAUACCUGUGUAGGAACGCUGACAUUGUAAAAGCUUGUCAAAGCUAAUGAUGCUUCUUUGAAAAUGGCUGUCUGUAUGUCAUGGAUGAUUUGAGAUCGGGCAGUAACAUUUUGGUUAGUCUUUUCUCGGCAGUUAGUCACAUCUUUUUGCUUAGCGUUUUUUUGAUACACGCAUCACUACUGUACUCAUAUUUAAGACGCAGGCUAUUUUUGAGCAGCAAAAAAUAGUUCAAAAUGUGAAUCUUAAAUUCAAAGGAAUACGGUAUGUAACUUUAAUUGCACAAGCUGUUGUGCAAAUGAUGCUUCAUUAAUUUACACUAUUGAUGCCCUUUUUCUUCACGUUUACCUUACAGCAGGAUUUGGCAACUACCCCAAAACUGAGGCUGGUCAAGUGUUUGAUAAACCAGUCUAGUCAUAGGCACAAAUUCAAACGCCUGUCAACCAUAUUAAGGGAGUGUGGAUAACUACGCCUUAUUUUGUAUUAAAGUUACAGUUGUAUAUAAUGCUAACCAAACUUUUUAGUGAAUAGUUUAUACAGCAUAUUCUGCUGAUUCUUAGUGAAAAGGAAAUAAAUAAGUUUUUGUUUUCUAUUUCCACCUUAUUUUAAGUCAUGCUGUUGACCCAUGGCAUUUGAUGGUUUGUUGGUAUGACAUGGGGAGUGUUGUUAACUGUUGUACAAAUACAAAUUUGCACCUGCCAUAUUGUGCUUUCCUACUACAGAUUUAAAACCUUUCUAGAAAUCCUUAAAGCAUGUUAAAAAAAAAACAAAAAACUAAA
Acipenser ruthenus (sterlet) is the source of this 8036-nucleotide messenger RNA. Its product is annotated as ataxin-7-like protein 1. Bases 548 to 2683 code for a protein of 711 amino acids. NCBI's taxonomy places the organism in Eukaryota, Metazoa, Chordata, Actinopteri, Acipenseriformes, Acipenseridae. The record is from RefSeq and is a predicted model, not a curated record. The transcript has 10 exons.